AUGGACUCUGAGGCAUCUGGCGAGUCCAGCGGGACUUCUGGCACUGCUGUCAUUCACAGCGCAGGGCAUGAUGACGCCCCGCCGUCGGAGGGGGGAGGCGCCCUGUCCCAGCGGCCGAGGCCGCUCCCGCGAGUCGAAAGGCCACGCGCGCGUCGAGAAAAAAAACGAACCCAGCGAAGCGGCACCCCGUCCCGGUGUAUACACGUGCACUUCCCGGAACUUCUGUCCGCAUGUGCGCUGCCACGACUUCUGCAGGAGCGACUUCAGCAAGAUGGGCAGCAGCAGCUGUGGCGCUCUGUAGAGAUCGUCCCGCACGAGCGGCGUCAAGAAUGGCUCCGCAGCUUGCGCGAUGGAUGCUGUACAGACAGUUCGGCCCAGGCGGGAGAUCUCGAGAAUCCGAACGUCCUCUCAGAGUUACUGGCCGUCGAAAAACUGAUGCAGAUCGCCCCCCAGACCUGUGUUCUGUGCAUGCCCACGGAAAUCGUCACCCACGCGCAGCUUGUGCAGCGGCGACGGCGCACAGAAGACAGCUCAGACAGGAUGACAUGCUGCGAAGAGCCUGCCAGCAACCGCGUGUAUAGACGUAUGCUUUUGCUGCCUCUCUACACCACUGCGGACCUCGCGUCAGAGGAGGAGGUAUCGGGAUCUCAGCGUGCCGCGUCGGGAGAAUCAGGCGGCGGAAUGCGAUGCAGAGUACAAGAUCUCCCCCGCCGAGUCUACGGUCUGAUGCAAGAAGUGAAGGGUGACGCUCGGAUUGUUUGCAUUCUGGAGGGCGUUCGAGCGGCUCUCGCCAUCCCGCAGCCGCACAUUUCGACAUCGGUUGAGCCUUUUGAAGAUCCGCAGGCUGGUUUUACAGAUCCUGGCUCGCUGAGUCUCGCGGGGGGUUCGCAGCAGCGCGAUGAAGGGGUCCUGCCGAGCCGAACGCAAGACUGUCCUGUUCAUUCGUUGGGCGCAUCUACAUUUUCUGCAGAGAGCCUUGAUGAAAUGAUAUGCAUGCUGCUUAUCGAAUGGGGUGUGGACACGCAGGAACCCCUGAACUCGGCAGGGACGGCGACGUUCCUUUUCGGGGCCCUCAAGCAGCUCCGCGCAGCAGCGGUGCAGCUGUCUGAACUGCCGCUGGAACUGCAGCAGAGAGUCAAAAAACGCAGGCAGAUGUCGCUGUCGUCGGCCGUAAUCGUCAGUGAUAUUGCCGCGGACGCCGACCUCGGUGUCCCGCUAGUCACUGCAGAGAACUCUCGUCCAACCGCGUCGCCGCCAGGGUCUGAGGGAGAAGCGCCGUCGCCUGUUUGCGAGGCCACAAGCGCGACGGAACAGAACGGCGGACGCGCAGAAGCGGAGGGCACAGCGGCGCUACCUAACUCGAAAAACGUGUGGGGUUUCGCGUGUCGGUUGUGGGCUGAGCAACUUAUGCAGAUUUCAGGCGUCACCGACAAAGUCGCGAGCGCCGUUAUUCGGCGCUUCCGCAGGCCAGCGGCUCUCCUUUCCGAGCUGCGGCGCGCCGAGGCUGCGGCGAGUGAGCCGACAUCUCCUGGCGGCGCCUCGUGUCCUCUCAGAUCUGAGGGGAGUUGUCAGGUGGCGAAGAAGCACGCGAUGAAGCGCCGCCGGCAGAGGGACGCGACAGCUGCAGAGGCAGCGGCCAUAGUUAACGAAUUAGCUAGUCUCGAAGCGCCCUCUGCGUUUCUUGGGCUGACACGAUGCACAGACGACGUGGCAGCGGCGGGACCUCCGCGUGCCUUAAAAGUUGGGAAAGCCCGCGCAGAGAAGAUCUGCCGGUUGUUUAGGGAGAACGUGGACGGCGGAAGUAUUCUGUAG
Besnoitia besnoiti is the source of this 1812-nucleotide messenger RNA. RefSeq lists its product as uncharacterized. Bases 1 to 1812 code for a protein of 603 amino acids. Lineage: Eukaryota; Apicomplexa; Conoidasida; Eucoccidiorida; Sarcocystidae. The transcript has a single exon. The record is from RefSeq and is a predicted model, not a curated record.